AUGUCUACUUGUGUGCUUUCGUCAAUAGUCUCUGAACGGCUUUUAUACAAGCUUUUUAAAUUUUGCAUCAAUCAUGAAAGCAAUCUAUAUCGAUUGAGAGAUAUAGCAACAUACACGAUUAAGUCCAUUGAUGAUCCUCGUACAUUGAACAAGACAUUGUACCCUCGACCACCAGAAAACAUCCUCACUCAAACGCAGCUAGUCGAAAAAUGGGAAAAGCUUACAGGAAAAACGCUAGAGAAAAUCAGCAUUCUGCAGAAGACUUCUUAUCUAAGAUCAAAGGUAGAUUUUGUGGAACAAGUAGGAUUGCGGCAUUUCUAUGACAUUUUCUAUGAAGGAUGCUUAACAAACUUUGAAAUAGGAGAGAAUGGGGCAGAAGCCUCAGAUCUUUAUCCAGAAGUUCAACAUACCCGAAUCCAAGAAUACUUAAAAGCGUUCUCUCUAAUGUCACCGUUGGCUAUGAAUUAA
Molecule: messenger RNA, 468 nt
Organism: Olea europaea var. sylvestris
Lineage: Eukaryota; Viridiplantae; Streptophyta; Magnoliopsida; Lamiales; Oleaceae
Product: isoflavone reductase homolog
Exons: 3
Coding region: 1-468 (155 amino acids)
Source: RefSeq, a predicted model, not a curated record